CUCUCUGGAACGAAUAUGGAGUACUGCUUUCUGUUCGCUUCACUUGUGUGAUGAUGGUCAGAUCUCAGUGCGAGCACGAUGGAGAGUAGGAAUUUGUGAGGGAAUCGAUGUAAGGACAGUGUUGAAGCAGUAGACUUGGGUUUGUGUAUCAAUGGGGACUGUAAUCAGUAAAGCUGCUAAUGGAAUUGGAGGUGUUCUUGGAAAUGCUUUUGUCGCUCCUUUCAAGACUAUUUUCGGUGGAUCAUGCGAGGGCGUUUGUGCAGGACCAUGGGACGUGAUCUGUUUCAUUGAGCAUUUAUGCGUCUCCAAUCUGGUUAAACUGUUGAUGAUAUUAGUCCUUUGCUACUUAACGUUGUUGUUCUUCUACUUAUUAUUCAAGGUGGGGAUUUGCCAAUGCAUAGUAAGAAGCCUAUGUAGGAUGUGUUGGGCAGCUUGUGAGACAUAUUGGUUUGCAUUAGAAGAUAUGACCUGCUUCUUGUGGCACAAGUUAAUGAACACUAAGCGUGUCAACCGCCGGCGGCGGCGCCGUUUUCAAGACAUCGAAAGAGGGUAUAACAGUUCAAGCUCUGAAAGUGACUUUUCAGAUAAAUAUCACCAGUUAAGUAUCAGUAGAAAGCGAAAGUCAGUGAGGGGUCUUGACAAUAAUCGUCGACUCCACAACCACCACCACCACCACCAUGUAAGGUUGAAAACCAGAGAAGUGUCUGUUCAUGUUAAGGGCGGAUCUCGAAGACGAAGAAAUUCCAAACGACUUCAAAUAAUCAAAGCAAGAAAUCCUCGAAGGGACGUUGGACUUGUCAAGAGGAGGCGGCUUAGGUGAUUUUUGUGCAAGAACUUUCUGAAUAGGUUUGUGUGGAUAUAGUCUGACAAUUUGUCGAUGGAGAUGUUGAUUGAAGUAAUAGUGUAAUUUGGGUAGAUUUUCUGGUGUAAAUAGUGCAAAACUAGAGGCAUGUCAGUCCUAAAUGGAAACUCCCCAGAUUUUUUUA
Tripterygium wilfordii is the source of this 986-nucleotide messenger RNA. RefSeq lists its product as uncharacterized. The record is from RefSeq and is a predicted model, not a curated record. NCBI's taxonomy places the organism in Eukaryota, Viridiplantae, Streptophyta, Magnoliopsida, Celastrales, Celastraceae. The coding region runs from base 152 to 820 and encodes 222 amino acids. The transcript has 4 exons.